This is a messenger RNA of Acipenser ruthenus (sterlet), 1353 nucleotides long. Its product is annotated as transmembrane protein 268-like. The transcript has 8 exons. The coding region runs from base 201 to 1220 and encodes 339 amino acids. The record is from RefSeq and is a predicted model, not a curated record. Lineage: Eukaryota; Metazoa; Chordata; Actinopteri; Acipenseriformes; Acipenseridae.
GUGUGUGUGUUCAUGCCAGUUCCAUUGCACAGAGGGGGGAUGCAAACGGCUCUUCAUCUCCUGUCUGAGUAUCACAGAGGACCCUUGAUAAAGAUUGAGAGAAGCACUGACUGUGUUGCAGUCUCUAAUGCCAGUGCUUUGCAGCCUUUUCUGGGUUUCUUAAUAUCAGUGGAAAUUCUGCAGGUAGCUACUCCCCCUAAAUGUCAAGCGACAGGAAGUUCUCUGUGUUGAUGGAGGGGAGCCCCCUGGACCCCCCCUCUCCGUCCUGCUGCAAGUCAGCGCUGAGCAAUGGGCAGGUGCUGCAGGUGCUGACAGCUGACAACACUCUCUCCUCAGCGGGCGAGUUCGAUAUGCAGGGCUGCACGGAGCGACUGAGGACCCUGGGGAUACAGGUGUCCUGCACAGAGUACACUGAGGAGCUGCACCAGGCUGUCAUGAACCCCGAGGUGCGCAGGUAUCUGUUCUGCAGCUCGAGAGCCUUCUCCAUGGCUAUAGCAGUGCUGUGCUACGUGACGCUGUGGGUGAACCUGUACACCUCCCUGCACCUGGUCUCCACGGCGACGCACUGGUCACUCAGUGUGCUGGUCAGUGUGUCCGCGGCGCUGCUCACUGCAGCGCUGGUGCUGCUGCUGGACAGGCACGGCGCUCGCAUGAACACCAACACGGACGUGCGUCUGGCCGGAGUGAACGAGAGGCUGCUGAGACACAACCUGCUGCUGGGGAUCACAGAGCUGCUGGAGCGGGGCCGGCCUCGCGUGCAGCUCUGGUUUGUGUAUUUCGACCUGGCGAUGUGCAGACAGACCCUGACCAGCCGACUGGAGCGCUGGAAGAGCAGCAAGCAGUCACAAUUACGAGAGCGGCUGGACCAGCUCUGUGUCGUCAUCGACAAUCCACUCAGCCAAUCGGAAGAGGGGAGGGCGGGGCCCCUGGUCGGGGAGGACGUCCCCCUGCUGUCCAGUCUCAGCACAGGGAGCGGGGCCGAGAGGAAGCGCCUGACCUCCAGCCAAGUGGUGAGACUCGUCCCAGACGGGACGCCCCAGGACAUGGCUGACCGGCUCCUGUUGAUUCACUCCGGGACCUACGUCCGGCUGCUUGCCUGCGGAUUGCUGCCCAGAGUGAGCUCCUCUCUGCACGGGGGCCCUCCCUGCGUGUGCCAGUUCAUCGAGGCGGCUGUGCUGGGCUCGGACAGCCCCUGCUGCUGGAGCCAUGCUUGGCAGUAGCACCCUGCUCGGGGACCCACACAUUGAAAACAAUAUUCUACCAGAGCAAAUGGAUUGAAUUAUUCCACUGGCAGAUGUCGUUUUUAUUUCUUGUAAAUGUGUAUUUUAUAUUGUGAAGGUGUUUUGUUCCAUU